This is a messenger RNA of Argiope bruennichi, 1059 nucleotides long. It is a transcript of the gene mRpL15, whose product is annotated as 39S ribosomal protein L15, mitochondrial-like. Gene Ontology annotation, molecular function: structural constituent of ribosome. NCBI's taxonomy places the organism in Eukaryota, Metazoa, Arthropoda, Arachnida, Araneae, Araneidae. Bases 115 to 1002 code for a protein of 295 amino acids. Gene Ontology annotation, cellular component: mitochondrial large ribosomal subunit. Gene Ontology annotation, biological process: translation. The transcript has 6 exons. The record is from RefSeq and is a predicted model, not a curated record.
UUGGUGUAAAAUGUGAAAUGCAUGAACACAAAUAAACAAAUGUGCAUGAGAAGCGGAAUGUUCGUUUAAAGACAAAAAAAAAAUUAACAUUUAAUUUUCCGAGAUUAAAAAAAAAUGGCGAGAUCAAAAGGAGCGGAAAAAGCCUUAGAACUAUUAAAAUAUUUGCCUCGUGUUAAUAAGUAUAAUGUAUUUCCUAAUCGCGAAGAAUUCAGUAGGAAGAUUCGUAAUAGGGGACAACAUGGUGGAGAUACUCAUGGACAUGGAAAUAAAGGUUCAAAACAGCGAUGUUCUUAUCCACGAGUUGGAUUUGAAGGUUAUCAAACACCAUUUUACUUGAAAAUGCCUUCAGAGCGUUACUAUGCUCAUUUUCGAGGAAGACGUCAGUAUCCUCCACUUAGUCUGGGUCAACUUCAGCUGAUGAUUGAUACAGGAAGAAUUGAUGCAUCACAACCAAUUGAUUUAAACAUGAUCUGCAAUACAAAACUCUACAAAAUAGAGCCCUUUGAUCGUCACUUUGGCGUUCAUUUGACAGACGAAGGAGCAGAUGGAUUUACAGCAAAAGUAAACAUUGAAGUGCAACAUGCCAAGGAGACAGUCAUUGCAGCAGUUGAGAGAAAUGGAGGUGUUAUCACCACUGCUUAUUAUGACAUUGAUAGCGUGAAAGCUUUGAUCAAUCCUCAAAAAUUUUUUGAGACAGGGAAACCCAUUCCUCUUCGAAAGUUGCCUCCUGAAGAUACUAUUUCUUAUUACAUGGACCCUAAAAGCCGUGGUUAUUUGGCUGAUCCUGAAAAAAUUGCUGAUGAGCGACUUGUUCUGGCACAGAAAUACGGUUAUGAGUUGCCUGAUGUUUCUAAAGAUCCUGAGUUUGAAAUGCUGAUUACCAAAAAGGAUCCUAGACAAGUGUUUAUAGGAUUAGAACCAGGUUGGGUUGUUAACUUGGCAGACAAAGUUAUCCUAAAACCUACAGAUGAUGUUUGGAAAAAAUAUUAUGAUUUAUCCUAAACAUUGAUCAUUUUUAAUCCAUUUGUAUAGUAGUUUAAUAAAAGAUAGCUAAUUUUA